AGAAUGAAGAAAUGUCAGGAGAGCUAUCAGAAGAGGAGGGUGAACCAAAGUCAAAAAAAUACUUAUCUAUUAAAGAAGUGUCACGUGAACUUUUAAAGGCACUACGUAAAGAAAUCAACUUAAUUACGUCAAGGUUACGACCUGAGUAUCAACUAAAACUUCAAAAGACCUUUGAGGAUCAACGUGAUCUUGUUAAAAUCUCAAUACUUCCAAAAAUUGCAAAUGCUUUGGAUAAGACAACGUUUCCAGUAGUUGAUAGUGUAAUUUAUAAAAUACUACAUCAACUUCAUCGACACCGAAGGGACGAAUUCAUCACAGAACAAAAACCGGCAAUAGUGGUAGACAAACAUAAAAGAAGGAAGCAUAAUAAUGGACGUGUAGAUUCCUUAAUAAGAAAGAUAGCAAAAAAAGACUUAAUGAAGUUACAGACAAGUAAUCGUUACCAUUUCCCAGAAAUCUCAGAAACAGAUAAAGAAUCGGUAAAAAGAAAGAUCGUAGUUUAUGACUUGAAGUGGCGAUCACAAGCUCUGAAAGAGUUGUUAAAAAACUAUGUGGAUAAAAUUAACGAUGAAACGGUGAAAGCAAAGACAUCUCGAAUAAGAAGUCAUGGACCAGAGUUUGCGUCGGAGGACAAGCCACCAAUAAAUGCACCAAAAUGGAUGUUGGCCAAAUAUGAAACUGAGAUCGUAGAAGAGGAGAAUGAAGUCGAUGAAGAGGAUGAAGUCAAAAGCGAGGGUGAAGUUGAUGAAGAGAAGAAUGAAGUCGAUGAAGAGGAGAAUGAAGAUAAUGAAGACGAUGAAGGAGAAGCUUCAUAG
Dentiscutata heterogama is the source of this 815-nucleotide messenger RNA. The record is from the annotation of a GenBank genome assembly. NCBI's taxonomy places the organism in Eukaryota, Fungi, Glomeromycota, Glomeromycetes, Diversisporales, Gigasporaceae.